AUGGAUUCUUGGUCCGGACGAUCACUUUUCUGGAUCGUGCAGUGCAUCGUGUUCUGGGCAUGCAGAAGUUUGGACGUGACGACGAUUUAUCGGGGAGGAAACGAAUUCCAGAAUUCGACAUCGGUCGAAUGCCACGCCAGGACCAACGCGCUAGGGUUGCCGUUUAUCGCACCAAAUGGCUCGAUUUUUGAACCAGAAGUGGGCCUUACGGUGCCGAGUUGUCAGAUCGGACUGAGACCCAACUGCCCCUGGACCUCUCAGGGCUGGGAGAUCACGGGGGGUGCAGAACUGAAUCUACCCCCAUUAAGGCUGCACCACGAGACCGUGAGCAUCCACACCAACGGAGUCCUGGUCUCUCAGUUGGUCCCCUUAUUUCGCCCGCGAUUUAAUUUCUCCUUGAAGACCUCCACCAGAGGGACGGCAAGGGUGAUCCUGCUGACAGAGGCCGACCUCAAUUCCGGUGAGAUGUACGUCGUGGAUGUAGUCCACAACAAAUUGUACUUGACUCAUCAGACGAGUAGCAUCCAGAAGUGCGGCCGAGGUCGGCAAUACGUGCACGAGAUCGACCUCGGUCCUGGAAUCGGGAUGAAGAAGUGCCACAGCAUCGGGAACAUCUACAUCAGAUGGGUUGCCGAGGAGGACGCCAUGUUUCAGCUGGACACCACCGGAGGUAAACUUCAGCUCUGGAGGAACGAUUCGACCUCGGCUCUUUUUACUCAACUGGAUCCCAGUCCAUUGAGGGUGAAGUACAUCGCAGUCAGCACUUCCGAGAUAGAACGCGAUUGGUUGUUGUAUCUGGAUGGUCGUGUUUGGUCGCUGGUCGGCAUCAGUGGGGUGCUGAAGAGUCCCAUCCUGGCUAUGGACAACGCCUAUAAAGUCUGCGUCUCCUUCUUCGCGUACAUGGACUUGGUUCCCGGGUCAGGCAUUAAAGUCUCCGCACGACGCCAUGAUGGCUCCUCCACGCUGUUGGGCCAAGUUUUCAGUAACGUUUGGGACAACAAAAAAUGGAUCCUGCAGCGACUGAGGCACGACAUUCCCUCCGACUCUGACAAAAUGGACAUCCAGAUCCUGAUCGAGGGCCUGAAGGGGAACCCUUUCGCAACGGUUGCGCUUCACGGGUUGAUGGGUUGCAACCCCGAUGAUGAAGAGGAGAUUGCCGUGACCACGAUCUCGCUCGACCGCGAUAAAUCGUUUACUUGUGACGUCCCGACUGUAUACGGCGAUAGAAAGGGGAAUCUUUCGGUGGAUGUUGGAAUUUCAGGGCUGGCGAUGUCUUGUUCUCCGUGUCUGCAUGGAGGAGAAUGCGAGGCCGCUACUGGUCAGUGCGCUUGUCCUCCGGGUUUUGUCGGCGACACUUGCGAAGAAGGGUGCGGAGCCAACUCAUUCGGUCGCGACUGUCUGGGCCAAUGUUCAGGACGCAAAGAUGGCUGCAAGGGACUGGUGCUUUGCGUGCCAAUUCUGGGAUGCAACUGCGUGACUGGGUACACCGGCUCGACCUGCGACUCGGAAUGCACUCCUGGCUGGUACGGCCCAAACUGCGGCUUCAUGUGCGGCCGUUGCAGCAGCGGUGCAUCCUGCGACAUCUUCACAGGCUUGUGUCCCGAGGGUUGCUCCCAGGGCUACUUUCCACCUCUCUGCAACUCAACCUACAGCUACCUUUUGCAUCCGCCCGUGAUCUCCGAGGUCUCCGCCAAAAGAGUCGCCUUCGCCUUUCUUGCGGGACCGGAGAACACUGCUGGUUCCGGCGAGCCUAGAUUUUACCAUGUCCAAGUGAAGGAAGAGAACUCCGCGACCUGGGAGAACAGGACCCCGGUUCUUCUGGACCACUCUGCGAAUCCUGUUAAUGGCUUCGUCGAAGAGCUUCGUCCAGGCACGACGUACUUGUUGAGGAUUAUCCUCCUGGACAACGACGGCAGCCAUUUCAGCAAUGACUCCGUGGUCCCCUCGGUAUCAGUGACGACGACUUGCCAAGUGCCGACAGAUCCGAUUUACGAAGUCAAGGCGACCUGGAAGACGCGUGACGAGUUCGAGGUCGAAUGGCAAUACGAUCCGAACGACUUCACUGCGUGUAGUCUGCUGCAUUUCCGGGUCUACUUGUGGGAAGAAUGGAGGCGUUAUUUGUACAACGUCACCAGCAGCAACAAGAUCUCCGUUCCGAAUCGAAGUCCGUUCUUUCAGUACUCUGUACAAGUGCAGGCUGUAACAACUCACGGAAUGUCGAUAGCGUCCGAGGCGACUACUGUUAAGACGAUCCAGGGAGCACCGACUAGAGUGAUCAGACUGAGCUCUGCCCAGGUGAGCCCGACGGAGCUUCAAGUUUUUUGGAGAGAGCCUAGAUCGACCUUUGGAAAAAUCAAAUUCUACGCAGUAGAGUUCGAGUGCCUGAGGUAUCUUGCCUGCGACCCAAACGUUACGUGUAGGGAGUCUGCAGGGCGUCUGGAAACUCCUCAUACUAGUUGCAACGUAUCAGGACUGCAUCCUCAUGCUCAGUACAGCAUCAGAGUAGCUGCAGUUACCGUAGAACCAGGCCCAUGGACCAGGAUCAAGGCGGCGACGCCUUUCGCUGCUCCCGAGGCUGCACCUGCACCUGCGGAGGAGCCCAUCGUAUCUCGGACGUCCACCAGCGUGGAGAUCACGUGGAAGCCGGUUCCAGAUUGCAGGAUGCUGCACGGCUUUCCUCUGUACUACCACUAUUGGCUGUACAUGGAAAAGUCUCCCGGGGAGAUGGUUCUGGUGAUCGAGGGUAACGUCACGCAUCCACCUGUUACCUUCACAGCCCUUCGACCUUAUACGAACUUCCUCGUGCAAGUUGAACAGGCGGUGACUGGUGGACUCCGGAAUCCGAGGUUCAGGCUGGAGAUCCCUGCCAAAACUCGGGGUUCAGAGCCUUCUGUCGUGAGGGAUUUGGAGAUCGUCGAAGCGAAAGCGAGGAGUCUGACUUUGAAGUGGAACUUUCCCAAGGAGGUACCCAGAGAUGUGGUCAGACACUUCGUCGUGGUAUACAUGUGCGUUCGCCGUCUUGCGUGUCAAAGUUUCAACUGCCCUGACAACGGAACCCUGGAGAUCAGCGAGACCUACUUGACUCUUCAAAGUCUGCAGCCUUAUUCCAGAUACAGGAUUAAGGUCGCGGUCUAUACCGGCGAGAUCGGGGACUUCUCUUCCCUGGAUGCUCAGACCUUGACCGCUCCUUCUGAAGCGGCUCCUAGGAUGAACCCCAAGAAACCCCCGAUGGCUGGCAAUUCUUGGAUCGCAGUCUGGUGGCUACCUCCGGAGAAGUGUUCCUCCCAGCAUGGACCGAUCCUGGGAUAUCGGCAUCGCAUAGCAAGGGACCCGAAAUAUCUCCAAAUGCAGGACACUGCAAGCGUCGAUCAGACCAAUGUGGUCUUCAUCAACUCGACCUCUGUAAACUUUACGAUGCUACCGAGCUACACGCUCUUCAGGAUCGAGAUCGCUCUGGUGACCAACAGCUCCGAUAGGACACCUUGGAGGAACCUCUCAGUCUUCAGCCUGUCUGUCCGGACCAGACCCAAAGUUCCUGAUCCCGUGAAGGACCUGGUUGCCUAUAAGCGUGGCGAGACCAUGGUGGGCUUGAGGUGGAGGAAUCCCAAGUACCUUCAUGGACCAAUUGACUCUGCCAAUAUACGGACUUUUUUCGAGGAUCAGGUGCUGUUCGCCCAACGAGUCGAGACUUCUUCCUGUACAGCUUGGGAGUCGUACACUUGCCACGAGAUUGACGGUCUCGGGCCCAACACGACUUACACCAUCAUCGUGAUGCCUUUCAGUAGCCUCGUUGGGGAAGAUGGUCCUCCAACCAAUCUUACCGUAACGACUAUUGAGGGUGUUCCUGAUCCGCCGUCCUUCGUAAGGUUAAUUCGGAAAACCGAGGAUAGAGUCGUGAUCGAAUGGGGCCACCCGAAUAUGACGAACGGGAUCUUGAGGUCCUUCAGGAUUUCUACCGAGCAUGUUGAUUCCUUCGAUUCCGACAUGUGUUGCGACGAAGAGGUAUCGGGGAAUGUUCAGGUGUUUAAGGAGAAUGCGUCCUAUCGUGCUCAGGUCAAAGGACUCUGGCCUGCUUCCGAGUAUUUUAUCAAAGUGGUCUCGGUCACGAGAGUACCAAGUAAACCGGCAUCCAUGACCGUUCACACGAAACCUAGGGUUCCAAGACUGGCAGCACCGCCAUUGGUCAUCCACGAGUCAAUUUCGAACACUACUGUGGAUGUGAUGCUGACUCCCGCUAUUUUCUACACUGGAGGUCCAAUUUGGAUGUAUUUUGUGAUGGUCUGCGGACACGAUGGGAGCUCCAGCGUAGAGACCAAUCCAAUCUUGGCGGAAGUUAAGGAGGAAGUGGGAAAGGACGGAUUCGUCGCAUUGACCUUAAACGCCGAGGAGCUUGACGAACCCUUGAACAUCACCAUCGGCGAUGGGAGAGAGUCUCUGGGACUUUAUGGGUUUAUAAGAAACCAACCUCUACGUCCAAAUACCCAGUACACCAUCGCCCAAGUCGUCAUGGCAGAGUACAUGGGUUCUCGCAGCUUCGGCAUCGCUGAGAGCGAAUCCUUCAUUACCGUCUCCUAACCUCUAUACACGUAAUAAUGAGUUUCGCAAGAAGAACUUCAUCCAAGAUUCGGACGCACUAAACGGUGGGAAUAAUUUUAAGACGGUCGCUUGGGUAUGGUUUUAUUUCGUGGAGGUUACAAGGGUGGCAUGGUUUACAUUGUUUUACGUCGUUUUUUGGGUGUCCCGGAAGCGUCGUGGUGGUUCCUCGUCUUCUGGGGGGUCAAGUGGUCGGGCGCUGGGUCAACAUUUCCCGGGGAAAAGUUUGUCCUCGAGUGUUGAGACGAGGGCCGUAGAUCAUGCUAGGCUGUCUACAGAGCAGGCCGGUUCGCAUGAGAAUCGAGACGGCGUCGCGUCGCCGAGUGAGAAGAGAGCGAAAUGGCUUUCGGC
Messenger RNA from Orussus abietinus, 4944 nucleotides. Its product is annotated as protein sidekick-1-like. The coding region runs from base 1 to 4575 and encodes 1524 amino acids. Gene Ontology annotation, molecular function: protein binding. NCBI's taxonomy places the organism in Eukaryota, Metazoa, Arthropoda, Insecta, Hymenoptera, Orussidae. The record is from RefSeq and is a predicted model, not a curated record. The transcript is spliced from 27 exons.